Messenger RNA from Periophthalmus magnuspinnatus, 2677 nucleotides. RefSeq names its product phosphatidylinositol glycan anchor biosynthesis, class Q (gene pigq). The record is from RefSeq and is a predicted model, not a curated record. NCBI's taxonomy places the organism in Eukaryota, Metazoa, Chordata, Actinopteri, Gobiiformes, Gobiidae. Gene Ontology annotation, biological process: GPI anchor biosynthetic process. The transcript has 14 exons. Bases 110 to 1903 code for a protein of 597 amino acids. Gene Ontology annotation, cellular component: membrane; endoplasmic reticulum.
GAGACGGACUGUCAACAACAAACAUGGCGGCCGAGCGCGUUUAACCUGAAACAUCUGAAAAAGUGACGCUUUUAUUGCAUUUUCUGUGGUCCUGAACGCUCCAGUCGUCAUGGUGAUAAAGGUGUUCUUCCCUCAGUGCUGUAACCGUGCCGACAGCGGCCUGUUGGUGGGGCGAUGGUUGGCGGGAUAUGACUCUGCUGUGGUCCUGGCUGUGAUCCACUACCCCUUCAUCCCGAGCACGGUCAAACAAUACAUCCAGCAGGUUCAGUCCCGCAGUGGGGUGCAGUUGUCUGUGCUCGGUUCUUGGAGUUUGCCAGCAGAGGGUGACAUGGAGAGUUUCCUCAGAGACUUGAGCUCCAUUUUCCCCCAGAGACGCUGGCUCCAGAUAAGCCGCCAGACGGGCAAGACGGGCUUCAGCUGCAGUGUCCUCAACACAGAGCGGAAGAACAGUCUUUUUCAGAUUCCAGUAAAGAAAGAACAGAAGAGAGAGGAUAGAGAAGAGAGAGAGGAGGAAGAGGAGAGAGAGGAUGAGUCUGAUCAGAAAGUCAUCUUCAUCCACUACGAGCAGCGAAAGGUGAUGCUCUCCCAACUUCAUCGAGAUGAGAGCGAAGGAGCCGACCCGAACCCUGAGCCAACGUCUGAACUCACUCAGAUGUUCGAGAGCGUGUCCCGGAGCCAGGCCCUGUUCUUCCUGGACAAAUACGACGAGGGUCCAGUGAAGUCCACUCACUGGCAGAGCGAGGGCAGAGAGGCCAGUAUCGUGGUGGAGCUGUGUAAACAAGGGGCGGUCCCUGUGUGCUCUGUGGUCAGUGCUGUCCUCCACCUGUUGACGAGCCUCUGCAGCCUCAGGAUGUUCCAUGUUUUUCCACUGCCAUUUGUUUGGUCCAAACUGUCGACGUGUGUCCAGCUCAGCUUCAGAACAGAGCGAUUGAAGAAGCUGUUCUCCACGGCAACCGCCCCUGAUCACAUGACCUUUAUGAGAAAAUCAAACACUUUUGUGUCUGUGCUGUUGGACGUGGCUCUGGGGCUGCUUCUCAUGUCAUGGCUUUACAGAGACGACCACAUCUCGUCCAUCGCCAAUGCCCUGGUCCCUGCAGCCGACCAUGUGGCCAAAGAGCUGAAGGGGCUGCUGCAGUGGCUGAUGGGAGCUCCGGCUGGACUCAAAAUGAACCGGGCCUUGGACCAGGUCCUGGGACGGUUCUUCCUGUACCACAUCCACCUCUGGAUCAGCUACAUUCACCUGAUGUCUCCAUUUGUGGAGAGCCUGCUGUGGUACGGAGGUCUGUCUGCAGCUCUGGGGCUUAGUAUGGCCGUGUCUCUGCUGUCAGACAUGAUCGCUCUGCUCACCUUCCACAUCUACUGCUUCUACGUCUACGGUGCAAGACUCUACUGUAUGAAGGUGUAUGGGCUCUCGUCACUAUGGAGACUGUUCAGAGGAAAGAAGUGGAACGUGCUGCGGCAGAGAGUGGACUCCUGCUCCUACGACCUCGACCAGCUGUUCAUUGGGACGCUGUUGUUCACCAUUCUUCUGUUCCUGCUGCCCACCACCGCCCUGUACUACCUCGUCUUCACUCUGCUCCGCCUGGUGGUCGUGGUGGUGCAGGGCGUCCUCCAUCUCACUGUGGACUUUAUAAACUCGUUCCCUCUGUUCUCUGUGGGGCUGCGUGUGUGUCGGCCAUACACACUCGCAGACGGAGUGAAGUUCAGGGUUCUGUGUGACGAGCCUGGGACGUGUCUCCACCUGCUCAUGGAGAUUAACCCUUUAAAGUUGAGCUCGGUGGUUCGGACGUAUCGCUCCCCAAACGACAGCCGCCGCAAAGACUCAUGGGCCGCGCUCAUCAACAAACUGUUUAUAGGAGAACUAGUGUAUCCAUGGAAACACAAGGCUGAAAAGACAGACUGACCCCAAACGUACUAAGAAGAGAGAGGAGAGGGAGAGAGAGGAAGAGAGAGCAGAGAGAGAGUGGCGGAGAACUGGUGUAUCCGUGAAAACACAGGCCAAAAAAACAUACUGACCCCGAAUGCACCUCUAGGAGAAGAGGGAUAGAAGAGAGAGAGGAGAGAGCAGGAGAGAGAGAAAGGAGGAGAGAGGGGAGAGAGAGGCAGGCGGAGAACUGGUGUAUCCAUGGAAACACAAGGUCGAAAUAAACAGACUGACCCCGAAUGCACCUCUAGGAGAGAGGAGAGAGGGAGGCGGAGAAGAAAGGAGGAGAACUGGUGUAUCCAGGGAAACACAAGGCUGAAAAGACAGACUGACCCCAAAUGUACUAGGAGGAGAGAGGAGGAGAGGAGAGAGAGGGGAGAGAAGGAGAACUGGUGUAUCCAUGGAAACACAAGGCCGAAAAAACAGACUGAAAAAAAGGAGGAGAAAAGAGGAGAAAGUAUCUUCGUUGGACACCUGGAUGAAGCGUUUUACUUCAGACCUUGACCCUGACACAAACCACAGUUUGUUUUAUUUUCACUAUGACAUGUAGUUUUGUUAAAGAUGCACUGUGUAACUUUUCAGGUAACGUUUCACCUGCUUGUCUUCAUGGAGAUGACAUUACUUGGGACCUGGAAUGUUCCACAGUAUAACAUUAAACGUAUCUAUCUCUAAUGUAUCUAUCUCCACGUAUCCCCCCCACCCCCCAGUUGAAUAAAUGCGAGAUAAACCAGCUUAAUGCCAUACCGUGGGACC